CACACACACACACACCGCCGUGGCGGAACGCGCUGCUGUCGCUCAGUGAUUUUCUCCGCGUCUCCCGGACUUUUUGCUCCGCGCUUUCUCUGUCUCUGUCUUCUCCAGCAGGUCAUACUGGAAAGUAAACGACUAAAAAAAAACCAAAGGCAGGACAUAAAAAACCAUUGGAUACAGUCUGACCCAAGAGUUGAAAGGGUCAAAGGUCAUGAUCUCACUUUGAUCCCAGAUUCUUCCCUUCCGCUCUGGUGACCUCAUGUUCCACACCUUCCCCAACAAAUCACGGGCGCAGACGUCGGUCAGCAUGGAGAAGACGUACUCGCUCACGGCGCACUACGACGACUUCCAGGAGAUCAAGUACGGCAGUCGGUACAGCAGCAGCACGCUGAGUAACGGCAUGAGUUUGCAGCUGGGCGGAUCCCUGGACCGCGGCAGCCGCGGGCGGAGUGGGCGGGACAAAUGCGUGGGCGGAGCCGGGCCCGGGGGCGGGACUCCGGCCCGCUGGAGCCGGCGUGAAAUCUGCCUGCUGUCUGCGCUGGUGUUCGCGGCGGGGAUGUGCGUGAUUCUCGGAUGCAUGCUGGCGCUGAAGUUUCUGUCGCUGGAAGCGCAGGAUUCUCAGUGCCGUCAGGACUGCGUGAAACGGCGCUCGCUGCUACGGGCCGCGCGCUUCGUCCAGGGGAACGUGGACCCGAGCGUACAGCCCUGUCACGACUUCUACAGCUUCGCGUGCGGCGGGUGGCUCCGGCGACACGGGAUACCGGAGGAUAAACUGAGCUACGGGAUCAUCACCGCCAUCGGAGAGCAAAACCAGGACAAGCUGCAGCGCCUCCUACAGGCGCCGGUCGGGAGGAAAGAGCAGGACAGCGCAGAGAGAAAGGUGAAAGAUUUUUACCGCUCGUGUAUCAACAUGAAGGAAAUCGAUCGCCUGGGGGCGGGGCCUAUGACUGAGGUGAUUGAAAGCUGUGGUGGGUGGGACUUAUCUGGAGCUCCUCCCGGAGGGGCGGGGUGGGACAGUGGCUCCGCCCCCGUGAGGCCAGAUUUUAAUGAGAUGCUGUACAAGACGCAGGGAAUUUACAGCACAUCCGUGUUCUUCUCUCUCACCGUCAGCGUGGACGACAAAAACUCGUCACGCAACGCCAUACGGAUUGAUCAGGAGGGUUUGACUCUGCCAGAAAGGACUCUGUAUCUCGGACAGGAUGAAGACAGUGUGAAGAUUCUGGCGUCCUAUAAGGCACUGAUGGAAAGGUUGCUGAGCAUGCUGGGAGCUCACAAUGCCACGCUGAAAUCUCGAGAGAUUCUGGAUCUGGAGACCAGACUUGCAAAUAUCACUGUGUCUGAAUACGAAGACCAAAGAAAAGACAUCAGCAGCAUGUACAACCGAAUAACAUUGAAACAAUUGCAGAAAAUGGCUCCAAGUUUCCACUGGAAGCGUUUGUUGGACCGGAUCUUCAACGAUAAUUUCUCUGAGGAAGAGGAGAUCAUAGUUUUGGCCACAGACUACAUGCAGACGGUGUCAGACAUCAUUAAAACCACGUCUAAACGGGUUCUUCAUAACUACAUGUUGUGGCGUAUCGUGGCGGCGCUGAGCGAGCAUCUCUCCACGGCGUUUCGCAGCACGAUUCACGAGUUCUCGCGUGAGAUCGACGGCACCGAGCGUCAGCUGGAUCUGGAGCGUCUGUGUCUCAAUCAGGCCAACAAACACUUCGGGAUGGCGCUCGGCGCGCUCUUCGUCCAGCAGCACUUCUCCUCCUCCAGCAGAGCCAAGGUACAGGAGCUGGUGGAGGACAUUAAACACUCGUUAGAUCAGAGACUACAGGAGCUCGACUGGAUGGAUGAAGAAACCAGAGACGCUGCACGAGCGAAGCUGCAGCACAUGAUGGUUAUGACGGGUUAUCCUGACUUCCUGUUAAAGCCUGAACUUAUCGACGAGGAGUACAGGUUUGAUGUGAACGAGAAAACGUACUUCAAGAACAUCCUGAACAGCAUCAAAUACAACAUCAAACUCUCCAUCAGGAAGAUCCAUAAGGAGGUGGACAAGACCACGUGGCUUCUUCCACCACAGGCAUUAAAUGCGUAUUACCUACCAAACAAAAACCAGAUGGUUUUUCCUGCAGGAAUUCUCCAGCCGACUCUCUAUGAUCCCGAAUUCCCUCAGUCACUGAAUUACGGAGGAAUCGGAGCGAUCAUCGGUCACGAGCUCACACACGGAUACGACGACUGGGGUGGACAGUACGAUCGCUACGGCAACCUGAAGCAGUGGUGGACAGAAGAGUCGUACAGGAAGUUUCAGAAGAAGGCGGAGUGUAUCGUCAAACUCUACGACAACUUCACUGUUUACAACCAGAGAGUUAAUGGGCGUUUGACGCUGGGCGAGAACAUCGCUGAUCUGGGCGGACUGAAGUUGUCUUAUUAUGCGUAUCAGAAGUGGGUUCGUGAGCACGGUCCGGAGCGUCCUCUGCCGGGACUCAAAUACACACACGAGCAGCUGUUCUUCAUCGCGUUUGCUCAGAACUGGUGUAUGAAGAGACGAUCGCAGUCCAUUUACCUGCAGCUGCUGACGGAUAAACACGCGCCUGAACAUUACAGGGUGAUCGGCAGCGUGUCUCAGUUCGAGGAGUUCGGUCGUGUGUUUCACUGUCCCAGAGGGUCGCCCAUGCAUCCGCUCAACAAAUGCUCCGUCUGGUGACCUUUGACCCCCGAGCGUCUCCUCAUCGCCCUCGAUUCCAUGACGACCCGCUCCGAGCUGCUCCGCACCGUUUGAUGUUUACAGCAUUUGAAGAGUGAUCAGAAUCAGCCUCGUCCUCAUCGUCACGUGCCAUAUCUCACACACGUCUUUCUUUCAAAUCUUUAUUUUUAUAUUCGGAUGCAGAGCGUGUCGAUUCAGUCUCGUUACGGCUGAUGUUUGUAUGGAGGUGUGUGUGUGUGUGUGUGUGAGAGAGAGGCGGCGCUGUAUUGUAGGCAUGUUGAUGUUUUGAUAUGACGUGUUUUGUCAGACAUGUUCAGUGUUUUUUAAGUAGAAACGGCUGCUGAACUGACUGUCGUCAGCUUGACAGAGAAGAAAAAUCUAAAUCCAGUGAUUUCAUGUUGCCCCUGUAUGUGCUGAUUCUGUAUUAAACCUGUUUCUGCCAUGGAAAAAAACAAACAAACUUAAUUGCAACUUUUUAUCUCGCAAUUACAACUUUUUUCUCUGAAUUGCAGGUUUGUAUCUUGCAGUUAAAAAUUGCAUACUCACAGUUCUGAGUUUACAUCUCGCAAUUUUUUCAUGCAAUUCUGACAUGUUUCUCUUAAUUCUGUUUUUGAGUUUACAUCAUACAGUUUUGACUUUUUCUUAUAAAAGUCAAAACACAGUUCUGACUUUUUCUUGUAAUUCUAACUUUUUUCUUGCAGUUUAAUUAUUUUCUUGCAAUUCUGACUUUUUGUCUCGCAAUUUAAUUUUUUCUUGCAAUUCAGUUUUUUGUCUUGCAAUUCUGACUUUUUUUUAUUGAAAUCUGACUUUUUUUCUUGCAAUUAUGAUUUUUCUCACGAUUAAUUUUGUUCUUGCAAUUCUGUCUUUUUUCGUGCAAUCCAAUUUUUUUUUCUUGCAAUUAUGAUUUUUCUCACAAUUAUUUUUUUCGUGCAAUUCUGACUUUUUUCUUGCAAUUUAAUUUUUUCUUGCAAUUCUGACUUUUUUAUUGCAAUCCAAAUUUUUUUCUUGCAAUUAGGAUUUUUCUCACAAUUAUUUUUUUUCUUGCAAUUCUUACUUUUUUUGCAGUUUAAGUUUUUUCCAUGCAAUUCUGUCUUUUUUCUUGCAAUCCAAUAUGUUUCUUGCAAUUAAGAUUGUUAUCACAAUUGUUUUUUUUUCUUGCAAUUCUUACCUUUUUUUUGCAAUUAAAUUUUUUUUUCUUGCAAUUCUGACACUUUUUCUUGCAAUUCUGACUUUUUUCUUGCAAUUUAAUUUUUUCUUGCAAUUCUGACUUUUUUAUUGCAAUCCAA
Molecule: messenger RNA, 3972 nt
Organism: Labeo rohita (rohu)
Lineage: Eukaryota; Metazoa; Chordata; Actinopteri; Cypriniformes; Cyprinidae
Gene: ecel1
Product: endothelin-converting enzyme-like 1
Exons: 19
Coding region: 257-2686 (809 amino acids)
Biological process (GO): protein processing
Cellular component (GO): plasma membrane
Molecular function (GO): metalloendopeptidase activity
Source: RefSeq, a predicted model, not a curated record